Drosophila kikkawai is the source of this 1796-nucleotide messenger RNA. RefSeq names its product fatty acyl-CoA reductase wat. Gene Ontology annotation, molecular function: alcohol-forming very long-chain fatty acyl-CoA reductase (NADP+) activity. Gene Ontology annotation, biological process: long-chain fatty-acyl-CoA metabolic process. Lineage: Eukaryota; Metazoa; Arthropoda; Insecta; Diptera; Drosophilidae. The record is from RefSeq and is a predicted model, not a curated record. Gene Ontology annotation, cellular component: peroxisome.
AUACUUAUUUCUCAUUGAAAAGCAUUACAAGUCGCAAGCAUCGGAGGCGUACGCUUUAGGCCCAACAAUGGAGUGCGGUAUUCAGGAUUUCUACAAAGACAAGGUCGUGUAUCUAACGGGAGCCACCGGAUUUUUGGGAAGAGUGAUUAUUGAAAAGCUCUUGCGAGCUACGGAUGUGAAACGUAUAUACGCCAUGGUUAGGCCCAAACGAAACCAGGAUAUUCAGACACGAUUUCAGAAUUGGCAAAAGGAUCCACUCUUCGAAGUCCUGCUCAAGUCGAAGCCCCAGGCACUUCAGCGAGUCUUUACCAUCGCUGGCGAUUGUCUCGAGCACGAUUUAGGCAUUAGCGUUAAGGAUCGCCAGCUCCUGGCCUCCGAGGUGCAGAUCUUCAUCCAUGGAGCUGCCACGGUGAGGUUCAAUGAGCCCCUUCACAUAGCUAUCACCAUCAACACGCGAGCCACUAAGCUGAUGCUUCAACUGGCUAAGGAAAUGAAGCACCUCCAGGCCUUUCUCCAUAUCUCCUCGGCCUUCUCCAACUGCCCUGAGUUUCACAUCGAAGAGAGGUUCUAUCCCGAACUCUUAAACCUCAAUUCGGAGAAAAUUUUGGCCAUGACUGAGAUAGUGGGAGCCAAAAUGAUGAACAGUAUGUCUUCCGUACUCGUUGGACCUUUCCCCAAUACCUACACGUACUCGAAGGCCCUGGCUGAGGAUGUGAUCCUCAGAGAAGCGGGAGACCUUCCCCUGAGUGUUUUUCGCCCGGCAAUUAUUAUUGCCAGCCACAAGGAACCUGUUUUCGGAUGGAUGGAUAAUCUCUAUGGACCGAUUACCCUUAUGUACGGAAUAGCCCAUGGAGUUAUACGACUGGUUGGCUUUGACAAGAAGGGUGUCACCAGUUUUGUGCCUGUGGACUACUGCGCCAAUAUGGCAUUGGCCAGCAUCUGGCAAACCGCCAAAAAGGGCACUGCACGACACCCGAAGGAACAACCGCCCAUAUUCACACUGGCGCCGAGUAUCUCAAACUUGCUUAAACAUACGGACUUCGUUAAGCUCGGAAUGAGCCAUCGGGAGGAGUUUCCGAUAAAUAAGAUGAUCUGGUAUCCAUUUUUGACCUGCGUCGACAAGCCUUGGCUGUAUACCUUACUCGCCUUCUUCUACCACACACUACCCGGAUAUAUGUUCGAUCUGAUCCUACGCUUGGUGGGAAAGAAGCCCCGAAUGGUGGAUCUCUAUAGAAAAAUACACAUUAAUGUGACCGCUAUUCAGCAUUUUUUGUUCAACAGUUGGAAAUUCGAGACAAAGAGCGCUGAUAAACUAAGGUCUCUAAUGUCGAUUGAAGAUCGGGAAAUGUACAACUUCGACAUGGAGGCUCUCGACUGGAAGGUAUAUUUCAAGUCUGCCUUGUUUGGCAUGCGACUUUACUUGGUAAAAGAGCCUCCAACCCAGGAAUCCCUUGAGAGUGGACGACGACAGCUAAAGCGGUUGAAGAUAUUACACUAUAGUUUCAUGGCCGUGCUCCUGUUCAUUACUGGGUUCCUAUUGUUGUCGCUGCUGAAAAUCAUUAUGAGAUAUGGUUAGAUAUAUAAUGAGGGGAUUAAUGCUCUAGACGGCUAUUUAUGAGCGUUUUUCUUUAUCAAAUAAAUAGGAAUAAUUUAAAAAUAUUUGGAUUUUUUUUAUUUUUGUUUUUAUUUACUUUGUUUGAUUAAUGUAUUGUAAAGAUACACAUACAUAAAUUCAUGGUUAUGUAGUGAAAGAAAUAAUUGAAUUACCUGAAGUUAAUAAAAAGAUAUUCUCCCAA